Molecule: messenger RNA, 3125 nt
Organism: Paramisgurnus dabryanus
Lineage: Eukaryota; Metazoa; Chordata; Actinopteri; Cypriniformes; Cobitidae
Gene: tmem198aa
Product: transmembrane protein 198aa
Biological process (GO): positive regulation of canonical Wnt signaling pathway
Cellular component (GO): plasma membrane; cytoplasmic vesicle
Source: RefSeq, a predicted model, not a curated record
AUGUGAAUCAAAAUGAAAACAGUGAGUUCCAUCAGAUAGUAUACUAGAAAGAAGACAAAAGCAAAUGAAAUGCAAGCGUAUCAUGACACGAAAUUCUUUUAAAGAAAUCUGGAGGUGUCAAUACAUUAUGUGAACCAGUUACACAUUGAAGGGUUAAUAUCCAGGUGUCUUUACAUUAGAUCACAGUAUAUGAAAGACUGGAUGCAUGGCAUUGCUUCGGAAUGGGAAAGGAUGUUUCCUGUAACGCGUUGCAGCUUGAGUUAGCAGCGCUUCAUUUAUGAAAUUAAAACUACAACCGCAGCGGUUAGUUGUUUUGGAUGGAAAGGUUUUCCGUCCCCUCUGUUAUGACACCACUCAUCCUCUGUUUCCCGUAAAAACACAUAAUACUCCUAAUACGCUGUCAACAUGACAACCACUGCCCAGAUUUUGGCCUUUAAGUUCUCCCCACCCGCUCAGGAUGGAAGUCCGGAGCGUCUCUUCAGCUGUGAUGAGGAGAUUGAACGGCGUUACGAGGUGGUCCCGUCUGUCGUCUGCUCCAUGUGCUGCCUCUUCGGCAUCAUCUACUGCUUUUUUGGCUACCGCUGCUUCAAGGCUGUAAUGUUUCUCACGGGUCUGAUGUUUGGCUCCAUCGUCAUCUUCAUGCUUUGCUAUAAGGAGAGGGUCAUGGAUACCCAGCUAAGCGUGGAGGCCAGCGUAGGCAUAGGCCUGGGCAUCGGCACCUUGUGCGGCUUGGUCACUAUGCUGGUCCGCAGCGUGGGACUCUUCAUGGUUGGACUUCUCCUGGGUUUACUGAUGGCCCUGGCAUCUCUAGUGGUUCUGGAGGAGUUUUACCACCCAAGGACAGUUUGGCUUCCACUGGGUGUGCUUCUGGGAUCGGGGAUGCUGUUUGCCGUGCUGACACUACAGUGGCAACGGUGUUUCACCACGCUCUCCACCGCCGUCUUCGGAUCAGCUGUGGUAACCGUUACUGUGGAUUAUUUUGUCGAGCUUUUUGCCUUGACACGAUACAUCUUCGAGAGGGUGAAAGUGGACCCGCCUCGGCCCGUGUGUUGGUACACGUGGGUGGUGAUGGGAGUUUGGCCCGUGCUGGCGCUGCUGGGUGUUCUGAUUCAGUGGAAGGUCACUGCUGAAGGAUAUUCACACACGGAAGUCUUCAUCAGUCACCAGCAGAGGCGAGUGCAGCUAAUGCGAAUCCGUCAAAAGGAGGAGAGGAAAGAGUGCAGGAAAAAAAAGAAAAAACCUCAGAAACAACCACCGCAGCAACAAAAGUACCACCACCCCACUCAGUCCAACCCGAUCCCCCCCAACCCCCCACCCAAAACCCAGCGCCCGGAGCCCACUCAACGCCGGAAACCCAACACUAUUCGCCGCUUUGAUGGAGACGUGCUUUCUCCGAGUUACAUCCAGAACUUCCGUGACAGACGCGUGGAGAGGAGAGGCUACUCCCAUGACCGGUUGAUUGACGGCGCGCACGUUGUAGAUUUGGACUAUGACUAUGGGUCCCAAGUGCCCCUGACAGCCCACACAGGCCCCGGAGUAAGAGGCUGACCCCUACUGAACAAGAGCUGUACUGCAGCAACCGAUCCGAGAAGCAACAAGUUAUGGCUGGAUAAGAUCCCGAGCAUGCAGUUACUUUAGCCGCCGGGAUGGCUGAAGGGACUCCCAUCCGAAAUCGAUUUGCUGUGAUCCCAUGCUUUUAUUUGUUAAGUGUAUGUAUAAUGCUGCAAAUGGAUCGUUGAUGCAAAUGGAUCGUUUACCUACAACACUGCCUAAUGGGGCUCUGUUCUACUGCACUUAGCUUCAUUUGAUAUUGUUGAAGAUGGGUGUCUUUGUGUCUGCUCCUCUGGGGCUCUUCUGCCCAUAUUUAGGCUACCGUCUUACUCCGUCCAAGAACAAUGGGUUCAUUAUUACAAAAGCCAUUUUAAAGAACAUAUCCGAGCAUGGGACCUAAUACGGCCUUGACUUUAAGCGACUAAGCUGCCAUAAAGCAUGCACGGGUUCUGCCAGAUAGACUCUUCGUACAUAUUCAAGCUUUAGUCCUCCCAUUGUUUAUGACCUGUUGAAGAUGUUUCGGGUGAAAUUAUGUUUACAGCACAGGCAGGGAGGUAUGUACCAUUUUAUAAUAGUUUCGAAUGGCUUUAUCUGCUCUUUGUCAGGACAUACACCAAUUCUGUCAGACCAUAUACGGUAAAAACAAUCUGAGCCGAUUGCUGAAACCACUGUUGCACAAAUAAUAAAAUGUCUUGUGUGUUUAUCUUUGUCAGCUAAUGCAUGUGGGGAAAAUCUGCCAUUUUUUAUGAUGUAGAGAUGCAUUGCUUUCAUUUUUUGUGCCCAUUUUUAGUUCUAUCCAUUUACGGUGUAAUUAUAUGUGUCUAGUGACUGUUUGGGUGGGUCCCACUUAAAUCUCAGGGGCCGUGGCAGCCAGAGGGCCCUAGCUAUGUUACUGUGAACACUAAAGUGUUUUGAAUGGAUGAUUUAAGUGUCCUUUUUUACUGUGAGACAGUAAGGGAUUAAAGAAGGAUGUAUAAAAGAGAUUUAUGCCAGACUUCCCAGAAAGGAUGUUGUUUAUUUCUGUGUGUGAAAGGCAUGAAACACAGAGAUGGGGUACCAUUUGAAAUGUGUGUUUUGCUGUGUAUGCAAUGAGAAAAUGUGUGUGCGCGCGUGUGAGUGAUUUCAUGCCCAGUUUCUCAUCUGUGUUUAUCGGGACUGUAAGAGUGAUGAAGAGUCUUGUCUUAUCUCUUCCUCAGUAGUGAAAGGGCUCAACGGCUAACAUUCCUCUGUGUCUACUGUGUCUCAAGUGACAGCUUGGCUCUCCUAUUAAUUUUUGUACAUGGUCUAAAUGUAAAUAGGUUUACAUGCGGCUUUGUAUUAUUGCUAUUAGUGCUUUGAUUAAUAAUUUUUAAUUUUUCUAAUCAGUGGCUAUGUCUGUGUGCUGAAGAAAUGUCUUUCUGACAAAUUUGUCAUUGAUAGUCAUUUGUAAUUAUAAUUUAUUUCUAAUUUAUUAGAUAAAGACUUAAAGUGGAGCUCUGUAUGUAAUUGCAUUAAUGUUUACCAUUAUUAUUAUUAUUCCUGAGCAUGUAUUUUACAAGACUGAUAACCAUAAAUGUUGUGCUCCCAAAGUCGAA